Molecule: messenger RNA, 940 nt
Organism: Nerophis ophidion (straightnose pipefish)
Lineage: Eukaryota; Metazoa; Chordata; Actinopteri; Syngnathiformes; Syngnathidae
Gene: myct1b
Product: myc target 1b
Exons: 2
Coding region: 260-814 (184 amino acids)
Cellular component (GO): nucleoplasm
Source: RefSeq, a predicted model, not a curated record
UUUUUAUUCGAGCCGGAAAAUAAAGGAGCAGCAUCCGCGUCAUAGGAGUUAACGGCCGUGGGAGUCCUUUGUGGACGACAGAAAAGGGUAUUGAUCUGGAGGAAAUGAUGGCAAAAGUGGGGGAAACAAUGUCCCAGGCAGAUAAGCUGUGGACUUGCUAAUUUUAAAGCCAGAGAGGGAAGGAAGUGUGACAGCAAAGUUUCCUACAACACACACACACACACACGAGAAGAAGUAGAAGAAGAAGCUUGUCUUGGGAAUGAAGAAAAUGGCACAUAAUGAGACGCAUCCCCUUUUGGAAAUACUGCAGUCUUUUAACACGGGGGACAUGAUUCUGGCCUUCGGUCUGUCCAUCCUGGUCGGCCUCCUGCUGGGCGCUCUGGUCUACGUGAUGCUGACCUGGGCGUCCCGGCGCCGAGCCACCGCCCGCAUCACCCGCCGCACCCGGAAGAAGAAAUCCUUACGAUCCCAGAUCCCGACUGAGGGCCAGCUGGGACUCUACCGCAGCACCUUCCUCAGCGUCUACCGCCAGCCUUCCCUGGAGCCGGUGGGGCCCCUGGGGACCAAGCCGGGGCCGGAGACCUCCACCUUCCGGCCGGUGCCCAGGAAGGGAGGCGCGGAGGCGGAGCUGGGCGACGACACCCGGGUCCAGAUCCCGGAGGACACGUUGGCAUCCGACUCGGAAUCGCUGGUACCCAACAAGCGUCAUUCCUUCUGGUUGGGGGGCAACGGACUGAAGGGCUUCCUGCCUUCGCAGACUCCGCCCCCGGCCUACAACAGCAUCCUCCAUGCUUUCCAGGAGUCCCGCACUUAGAACUCUCCCAUGGACCUCAUCUGAAUGGAAGUCUGGAGCCAGGGAGCCAUGGUUCAGUUUUUCCCCUCUAUUUUCAUGUUAGGAUGCUUUGGAAUUUCACAAUAAAGAAAUGUCCAGAGAAAGUCU